AUGAUCAACACCUCCACCACCAACUCAAGCGCUCCGCCUCCUUACCCGGCCGCGCAGUCCCGGCCCUCCGACAUCUCGGCUCGCACCGCCAUCCUUUGCCUGUUAGCAGUUAUAAUUACACCAUUCGUAAUCUACACAUUCUUUGUUGCUAUGAAAUUCCCUUGGAAUCCUUUCCGGCGACCUAGCCGGAGAUCCGACGGAUCUACUGGGGAAGUGAGCUGCAACGUUAAGGAAUUCGAAUUGGUUUGCGGCGUGAGGAAACAGGCGCGUGCAAAAGAAACUGCCGGAAGCGAGUGCCCUGUGUGUUUAUCGGUUUUUGUCGAGGGAGAAGAGAUUAGGCAGUUGAAUUCCUGUACACACGCUUUUCAUGUUGAAUGUAUUGAUACGUGGCUUUAUUCGCAUUCAAAUUGUCCGGUGUGUCGCGUUUCUGUUUCGGUAAAGCGCUUUAAACGAGCUUCAAAUAUUGGUGGAGAUGAAGAUUGCCGGCAAGGUUUGCCGGAUGCUGGUAACCUGAUUUGA
This is a messenger RNA of Fraxinus pennsylvanica, 519 nucleotides long. The record is from the annotation of a GenBank genome assembly. Lineage: Eukaryota; Viridiplantae; Streptophyta; Magnoliopsida; Lamiales; Oleaceae.